Messenger RNA from Zingiber officinale, 1793 nucleotides. RefSeq lists its product as uncharacterized. Lineage: Eukaryota; Viridiplantae; Streptophyta; Magnoliopsida; Zingiberales; Zingiberaceae. The record is from RefSeq and is a predicted model, not a curated record. The coding region runs from base 190 to 1593 and encodes 467 amino acids. The transcript is spliced from 4 exons.
UUUCCUAACCGCAGCCUGCUACUUUCUUCUCCUUCUUCUCCAACAGCAGUAACCUUGCUGUUGUUUUUUCUUCGUGUUCCAGCCUACCAACAGCCAGUUGCUGUCCUUCCUCUCCAACAAGAACAACCCUUAUUUUUCCCUUUUCUUGUAGCCGGAGUUAACUGAGACGGCCGGAAAAGAGGGUUUGACAUGGCCACUGAUGAGCAGCAAAUCACCCUCACAGUCUUUGUGAACAAGACCAAGAACUGCGUAGCUUUUGUCGAAUCGGACUUGGAUUUCGUAGAUGCUCUCCUCAGCUUCCUCACGCUGCCUGUUGGCACCGUCGUCCAUCUUCUCAACAAGCAGUCGUCGUUGGGUUGCUUCGAUAAGCUUUAUCAAGGCGUCGACCAGCUUGAUAUGAAAUACCUGGUGACGGCAACCUGUAAAUCGAUGCUGACGAAUCCAGUGAAUUCAUCUGGACUGAAGUGCCAGAAACUUAGGAUUAACAUCGAUGAAAUGGGAGAGUUAUAUGCUUGCAUAUACGAGUCCUGCGCUAAUCGUAAGUUCAGCUAUUAUUCAAGUGCCAAAUGCGUGUGUGGCGGCGGAAUGCACAAGGCAAUUAGUCAUGAUCUGAAACAAUAUUAUGUUAAUUAUGAAGAACUUCAGGGGGUAUUCGUCAAGGGGGAUAAAUUUGCUGUUACAGAUGCUCUUUCCAUAGCUUCGAUUGAGGACGCCAUGUCUUCCGACGACUGGGGCUACGGAGACUGGAGUAACAUGGAGGAGAGAUUAGUGAAGAUUGAUCGUGCGCAGGUUUUGGAUAUUCUUAAACGAUCCCUUAUUUCCGACACUCCGCUAACUGAUGUUUUGUUGCAAAAUGGAGAAGACACCGCGCCCAAGCUUUCAGUUCCUCCAAUAGGAAAAACAGGUGCAAUUAAGGUGUUUGAUAAGGAGAAAAAGAUUUACAGAAUCAAGCUGGCUCUCACGCGGAACAAAGUGUUGUAUGCUGUAUCGAGCCAAGACCUUGUUGAUGUAAUUUUCAGUUUCCUCACAUUCCCGUUGGGUACUUUGAAGAAGCACUUGGGCAGUCGAUUUCCGAUUGGAUGUCUGAAUAACUUGUAUGGUAGUGCUGAGCGUUUGGCUUCCUCAGGCUACGUGGUUGCAGGCUGUGAAGAGAGACUGCUUAAUCCCAAGCUCGCACCGUAUUUCAACUGCAAGGAUCAAGUCAUUGGAGUGGAGGAGGAGCAGCAAGAUGUCUACUAUGCGUGUUCCUCCUGCUGCAAACUAAGCGCAACGAGCUAUGUCUGCAUUGAACAUUUAAAGGGAGGUGAAGCACAACAGCAAGAGCUUAUAGAUUGUAAAGGGCAUCCCGGACAGUCAGAGUCUUCGUAUGGAAGCUAUUGCAAGGAAUUGAUGUACAUGAUCAGCGACGAACUUGUCGUCACUCCACUAUCCUUAACAGGGGCCGUUUUGCUUCGCAAGGAAUUCUGUGAACCGGUCAAGAUGGCAGAGUUGGGCAUUGGUGAAGCAGAGGCUCUUGAUUUGCUUAGCGUUGCUUUGUCGUCCAAGACAGCACUAACGGAUGCCUUUUUCGCAAGAGCUAACUUCGGUGGAUGAGGAGGGUGAAUGAAUCCAUCAGGAGGAGAAAGAGAGGGCAGCGAAGAAAGAAGAUAAAAGAAACCGAUAACUUAUGUUUUUUUGUUGUGGAACAGCGUUACUAUCAUUUAGUAGCAUGUCAAAUGUUCGCAUCUAUCAGUGAGGUGAACUGUUCUUAAUUUAACUUAUGCUAUUUGGUUUAAUCGUACCAGUUCAGAUAA